AUGAAUAAUAGUAAAGAAACUGCUGAGUUUCUUAUUUCACUUGGUGCGAAUAUCAAUGAAAAAGAUGAACAUGGAAGAAACGCACUUCAUCAUGCAGCAAUGAAUAAUAGUAAAGAAACUGCUGAAGUUCUUAUUUUACAUGGUGCGAACAUCAAUGAAAAAGAUGAUGAUGGAAAAACCGCACUUCAUUAUGCAGCAAAAUAUAAUUAUAAAGAAACUGCUGAAGUUCUUAUUUUACAUGGUGCCAAAGAAUAA
Messenger RNA from Trichomonas vaginalis G3, 255 nucleotides. Its product is annotated as cyclin-dependent kinase inhibitor 2C-related family. The transcript has a single exon. Gene Ontology annotation, molecular function: protein binding. The record is from RefSeq and is a predicted model, not a curated record. Lineage: Eukaryota; Parabasalia; Trichomonadida; Trichomonadidae. Gene Ontology annotation, cellular component: nucleus; cytoplasm. The coding region runs from base 1 to 255 and encodes 84 amino acids.